This is a messenger RNA of Neoarius graeffei (lesser salmon catfish), 699 nucleotides long. RefSeq lists its product as uncharacterized. Lineage: Eukaryota; Metazoa; Chordata; Actinopteri; Siluriformes; Ariidae. The record is from RefSeq and is a predicted model, not a curated record. The transcript is spliced from 3 exons. The coding region runs from base 42 to 491 and encodes 149 amino acids.
GAGAGAGAGCGCAGUGAGUGCACACUGAAGACACACUGACAAUGAGAGCGGAGACCCUGAUUACAGGCUUACUUUUGCUAAGCUUAAGUCAUGGACAACUGGACCCUCAUAUGAUAUCAUUUAGUCGAGGUGUUCAGCUAUUUGUUAAAGGUAUUCAUGCCAAGACUGUGACUCCCAAACUUCAGAUCUUGCUACCUGUUGGGCUUUGGAUGGAGACAUCUGACACCACCAUACUUACAUGUAUCAUCACAGGAUUACACACCAAACUAAUACACAUCACUUGGAAGAUUAAUAAAACCACAGUGACACAAAAACACACUACAGUUGACGUCUUCAAGGAGUCUGAUGGCACAUUCACAGCUUUAGGACUCUUUUACCCCACACCAGGUCAUGAACUGACGAGUGAUGACGUAUACAGAUGUGAGGUCGAGGAAGGAGGAAUAACUUACUAUGAAGAAGUAUGGCCUGAUCACUGUGAACACUCACUGUGACAUCUUGUGGUUUUAUGUGAUUUGUUUUGGACGCUUUGGAUUGUGUAAGACCAUAUGAAGGCCCUACUCAGGGUUGCCAGGUCUGUGAUUUUCUACAGAAUUGGGUUACUUUCUAUUUUAUAAACAUUACAUUAAUAUCAAUUUAUACAACUCUAUUAAAUGCAUUUAAAAAUGUAUGCACUAUUAUGUACAGUACCAGACAAAAGUU